Schistocerca gregaria is the source of this 2697-nucleotide messenger RNA. It is a transcript of the gene ais, whose product is annotated as probable ATP-dependent RNA helicase DDX52. The transcript has 13 exons. The coding region runs from base 454 to 2175 and encodes 573 amino acids. Gene Ontology annotation, molecular function: RNA helicase activity; nucleic acid binding; ATP binding. Lineage: Eukaryota; Metazoa; Arthropoda; Insecta; Orthoptera; Acrididae. The record is from RefSeq and is a predicted model, not a curated record. Gene Ontology annotation, biological process: maturation of SSU-rRNA.
AUUCACCCUUUGGGGGCAUCAGAUUUCUCAUCGUUACCAUUUGAGUAUGCUCGUAAGCUAAAAUCUGCACCAUUACAGUAACGCCCUCACCAUUUACGUUAGUUGGUGCUACCUUUAAAACUAUGCGAGUAAAAUUCCGAUGAUGAGUGUGUAUACACUAUCUAGCGGUAAUGAGGUCAUGAAUGUGAGGUUCUCAAUGUCUGUGAAACUUCUACUUUAAUCAUCAACAUGUUUCCUUUUUUGCAAUGUCUGCUGUGGUUGUUUGCAAUCGAAAGACUCUGUAGUUGAAGUUUUGUAGACAUCGAAUGUGACACAAUCUCAAGACUACAGAAUCGAUAUUUCUCGAUUCGUCGAGUCAACAUGUUUACUUGUUUAGUGUUUGUUGCUGUCCCCACGUGUGAUGGUUGGUCUGUUCACUGUUUACAGUUCGGUGUAGGUUAGCCGAGUGUUGUCAUGGAUGCGGAGGACUUGUUCCGUAAACUUUCAAAUGGAGCGAAGUUUGAUCUAAAGAAAUUUCAAUACGAUGCACAGAAACUUCAGGUUAUAAAACCAAAGCGUGUUGUUGGCCCCUUCCCUAUACAGAUUAACUCACAAAAUGACGUUCAGCACAAGAAACUAGACUAUGAAGAGCUCACGCAACCACAAGAGAGUUUAUCAACUGAGCUGAAAUUGAUUGGUUCUAUAACAGCUGAUAGCAACAAGAAAAAGCAUCUGAGUAACAAGGACAUAAGAAAUAAAGAAGCCGCUCUUAAUCAGGAGAAGAUAAAUAGGUUCCGAAAUCAACAGAAAAUAUCAGUAAAAGGACAUGAUGUACCUCCACCAAUUGAAAAUUUUGAACAGUUGGUAACAGAAUAUGGAGUUGGACAAGAUAUUGUUGAUAAUAUUAAAAAUCUGGGCUACUCUGUCCCCACACCAAUCCAGAUGCAAGCAAUACCUGUAAUGCUGAAGAACCAGCAGAUUUUGGCUUGUGCACCAACAGGAUCUGGAAAAACUGCUGCUUUCCUUGUACCUCUCAUCCAUCACCUUAAAGGGCCAAGGCGGAAAGGUUUUCGUGCAGUUGUAGUCAGUCCAACGAGGGAACUAGCUAAACAGACUUACAGAGAAUGUUUGAAACUGUCUGAAGGGAGAAACCUAAGGAUCCACAUUAUCAGCAAAGCCAGUCUAGCUGUGAAGAAGUUCGGUCCAGAAUCUUCUAAGCGGUUUGAUAUACUUAUCACUACACCAAAUCGGCUAGUCUAUUUGCUGCAGCAAGAUCCUCCUGUUAUCUCACUUGCUAAUGUUAAAUGGUUGGUCAUUGAUGAAUCAGACAAGCUGUUUGAGGCCAGUGAAGAUGGCUUCCGCGACCAGCUAGCUGUUAUCUACCGAGCCUGUGAUUCAGAAAAUGUUCGGCGUGCACUUUUCUCUGCAACACACACCCCAGAUGUUGCUCGUUGGGCCCACAAGAAUCUGAAAGGACUUGUUUCUGUCACCAUUGGGCACAGAAACACGGCUGCAGAUAUUGUCGAGCAGCAGUUGUUGUUUGUGGGCACUGAGGCGGGGAAACUUGUUGCCUUCAGAGAUAUAGUAAGAAAGGGACUUACUCCACCCGUGCUGGUUUUUGUCCAAACAAAAGAAAGAGCCAAAGAAUUGUUUAAUGAAUUGCUUUAUGAUGGGAUCAAUGUUGAUGUUAUACAUGCAGACAGAACGCAGCUGCAGAGGGACAAUGUUGUACAAAGCUUCCGAAGAGGGGAUAUUUGGGUCCUUAUCUGCACAGAACUAAUGGGACGAGGUAUUGAUUUCAAAGGAGUAAACUUAGUCAUCAAUUAUGACUUUCCUCCUAGUGUCAUCUCCUACAUACAUCGGAUAGGUAGAACUGGGAGAGCUGGAAAUCCAGGGAAAGCAAUCACAUUUUUCACAGAAAGCGAUACAGUGAAUCUCCGAAGCAUUGCUCAAAUGGUCAAAGAUUCAGGGUGCGAGGUACCAGAAUACCUACUUAAACUUAAGAAAUCCAGUAAAAGGGAUCGGCGUAAACUUGAAAAGAAGGCCCCGCAACGAGAACGGAUAUCUACUGUUCCACUUUGUGAUAUUGAGAAGCAGAAAAAGUUGCAACAGAAGAUUCGGGCCAUAAAAAGAAAGAAAAAGGAAGGCAACAAAGAUAGACCACAAGCAUCUAAGCAGAAAAAGCAAAAACUUUAAUGUUUAUAAAUUUGUAAAUAGACAGCACGAAGUUAUUUGUUACAAUGUUGGUAAUAUCUGUUAACAAAUACAGUUUUGUGUUUGCUGUAAGAGCUUUUCUUUGCACCUUGGAUACUGAAAGGCAGAUGAUAUUUUAAAUAAUAAAUAUCUGUACACAGCAGACAAGUUCAGCUAUCAUUUUAGCGAAUGUACGUAUUGAAGCUCAGUUUCAUCAUCUGGGCUUCAGUUUUAUGUUCAGAUAACUGUAUUGUGGAUGAAACACUGAGAUUUAGGAAUAUGCACUGUAUUUGUUGAUCACAUGAUGAAUUGUAUACUACAUUUCACUAUACCUGUGUUCCACAUUUUAUUUCAAAUAAUUUCAAAUAACAAGGUAGUACAAUGUAACUACCAUGAAAAUAGUUUGCGGUUGAGAAAUUUCUGAAUACUCAGUGCUUUGACAAUGUAAUAAGAUUUGGAAGGUCCAUUAAUGGAAGUGUGAUCAGAAACGUGUAUUUACUGAAAGAAAAGCAGAGUUUAAACACA